AUGUUCUUCUCCAAGUCCAUCGCUAUUUGCGUCCUUGCUGCUUGCAGCGCACUUGUCUCUGCUCAGCCAGCUCCUGCCGUCACCCCAAAGCCAUGCUACACCAGAACCCUCUCCUACAGGGCUGCCUUCUGCCCUGCCACCUACACUCCCGCCUGUGAUGGCCCUUGCUUCGUUGCUGUCACCACUUCCAUUCCAUGCCACAACAAGAAGUGCCCAACCACCAAGACCGUCAGCGUCAACUACGGCUGCCCAACUUGCACCUCGGUCUGCCCAACUGUCACCAAAUCGUGCCAUGCUUCGCCAACCAUCGGUCCAACCUUGACCGCUGUUUAA
This is a messenger RNA of Arthroderma uncinatum, 333 nucleotides long. RefSeq lists its product as uncharacterized. Bases 1 to 333 code for a protein of 110 amino acids. The record is from RefSeq and is a predicted model, not a curated record. Lineage: Eukaryota; Fungi; Ascomycota; Eurotiomycetes; Onygenales; Arthrodermataceae. The transcript is spliced from 2 exons.